Molecule: messenger RNA, 4404 nt
Organism: Toxorhynchites rutilus septentrionalis
Lineage: Eukaryota; Metazoa; Arthropoda; Insecta; Diptera; Culicidae
Exons: 7
Coding region: 1-4404 (1467 amino acids)
Biological process (GO): DNA repair; telomere maintenance
Molecular function (GO): DNA helicase activity
Source: RefSeq, a predicted model, not a curated record
AUGGCUACCAGCGAAAUUAGACGCCGUGAUCGACGAGGGGCGAAGCCGGAACAUAUUCUUUACAUGGCGGUGAAGAUCAUGCGUUUAAGAGUAUCUGAAGGGUUGAGGAACACCUUCAAAUGCAUGGGUACAGCCAAUAUUACGCGUGCUCAGUUACAAGACAAAGCGUUUUUGGAGCAAUGCAUCGAGCAUAACCUAUCGUUUCUGAAAUCUAUUCCCAAUUCCGUUCAAUACUGGCAGCAAAGAAAACGAGACGUCUUCGCUAUGAUUCGUCAAUUGGGAAAGCCAACUAUGUUUUUGACAAUGAGCGCAAGCGAAGUUCGAUGGUCGCACCUGCUUACCAUAUUGCACAUAUUGUCCAACGGGAGCAAUGAGGCAGGUGUUUCAGAUGUGAUGCAACAACUUACUGCAUUGCAACGAGCCUCGCUUGUAAGCGAAGAUCCGGUAACAUGUUGUGCAUACUUCAACAAGCUGGUCAAUGUGGUUAUGAUGUUACUCUCAUCCACAAGGUACAGUCCUUUCGGUGAAUACUUUGUUGUUGAUUACUUCAAACGCAUAGAAUUUCAACACCGUGGAAGUCCACAUGCGCACAUUCUUCUUUGGUUGGCCAACGAUCCCCGUGAACAGAUGUCGGAGAAUAUGCCUGGAACUGUUGAGUUAAUAGAUUUCCUCUGCUCCGUUAGUUCUGAGAAUUUACCUGAAACCUACAGCAAUCAGGUUCAUAAACAUACCUUCACUUGCUUUAAACGCAAUGAUAAGCGGUGCCGGUUCAACAUACCAUACUGGCCGAUGGAUCAAACUAGAGUUCUGAUCCCAAUCACGGCAGGUGAUGGCAGACGAGAUCAAUUGAGUCGACGUGCUGCCAAAAUGCGGGAUACCCUAGAAACGAAGGUUUUCGACACUCUAGAAGCGUUCCUUGCUGACUCUAACUGCACUUUCGACUAUUAUCUCGAUGUUAUACGUUCGUCCAUCCGCCGACCGACCGUCAUUAUGAAACGUUCAAUGACACAGCUUCCUUCCAGCAAUCCUUUCAACCCGUGGAUCGCUAAGAUACUGCGUUCCAACAUGGAACUGCAGGGUAUAAGCAGUUUGCAUCGCGAACUGAUAAAACUCCAGGAAGAGCAUCCUGAACAGGACUACAACGGUUUGCUUAAAAAGGUCAGCAUUAAAAUGCUCAACACGGUGGAAAUGUCUGCCCAGGAAGCUGCAUGGUAUUUGCUUCGCCAACCAAUGUCGGAAGCUAGCCGUAAGGUGGAAUUUAUUCCGACAAUGUGGCCGCAUCAGCGCAUCAAAUCCAGGAAACGGAUAAAACAAAUGGAUGAAGAAGGGCUAGAGAAUGAUUCCACUGAUGUUUGGACUCUCAAUAUUAUUCAACGAUAUCAAUCGCGUGAAGGGAUGGACGAGGUAUGCUUGGUGGACUUUGCUGCCCAUUAUACAGAGGAAAGGGGCAGAAAGAACUCAUAUAAGAUGCGAAGAAUACCCCGUGUGCUGCGAUGGUGCUCAUACAGUAUGGCGGAACUAGUUGAAUAUAAACGAGAAAUGGUGUUACUUUUUCUGCCAUUCAGGAAUGAAGUCUGUGAUAUUCUGGAUCACAACAAAUUCCUUGCUCUGUAUGAAGACAACGAGACGACUAUUCUCGCCAAGCGUAAACAUUAUGACUGCGAGAUCAACCUGGAUCAGGUCGUGGAGGAAUACCUUCGCCUGUCUACUGCAAAUGAAGAGCAGCAGGAGGUUGCUAGCAGUAAGCGCGAUGAGUUCGCCCGUACGAUCGUAAUGGAGCCAAACAACGACGACAUUCACAACUUGCCCACUGGACCCUUAGCGGCAGUUGUAAAGCAGCGCUCCCACCUCAUGUCAAAGCAGGACUAUUGUGCAUUGGUGCGUGCUACUAAUCCAGAGCAAAGGGAUUUGAUUUUACAACUAAUCCACUCUCUAUACAAUUUUGAUGGAGAUGAGAAGCCCAUGCAGAUCUUCUUCACUGGACCUGCUGGAUGUGGAAAAACAUUCACACUCCGCAUCCUGAUGGAGACUGUCAAUCGCUUCAGCCAAACACAAAACAGCCAGAACAACGCAUAUGUUGCAUGUGCGUCAACUGGUAAAGCGGCCGUCGCCAUUGGUGGAACUACGGUCCAUUCAGAUUUCCGUAUCACGAUGUCCAGGAGAAACUGCACGAAGCUGUGUCCCGAAACAUUGCAGCUGUACCGUAGCGCUUUUUCCAAAAUUCACGUUGUCAUCAUCGACGAAGUAAGCAUGAUUGGUGCUGAUGUGCUGAACACUAUCCACGUUCGCCUCCAGGAAAUAACGGGAAAUUUUGACGAACCGUUCGGCGGUAUACAGAUCGUGUUCUGCGGUGAUCUUAGGCAGUUACCUCCAGUUAACGCCCGACCAGUGUAUAAACCUCGUGCCAAUUCGAUGCACGGUGCAGUGUUGUGGCAAUCACUUUCCUUCUUCCCGUUGAUCAGAGUGAUGCGACAAGCAAAUGCACAGUUCUCCUCUAUACUAACAAAGAUUGGGAAUGGGGAACCACUCACUCUAGAGGAAACUGAGCUUAUCGAAAGCAGGUUCCGAACAGCUGAAUGGUGUAAGCAAAACGUUCCUGGUGCAGUGCGUCUCUUCCAUCGAAACGCUGAUGUUGAACGGUACAACUCAGAAGCGUUGGUAGACCGAGACACAGUAGACUGUGUGGCUGACGAUAUUUAUUCCGGAUACAGGAACGCUACUCAACUAGCUAGUGCACGCUCCAAGGUAAACAAGAUGAGUGUCGUGGAGACUGGCGGUCUGCCAUAUCUACUACGUCUUGCAGUUGGAGCACCGUUUAUGAUCACCACCAAUGUCGACGUUGAAGAUGGCAUCGUGAACGGCGCAAUUGGUGAGCUGAAGUAUUUGGGGCACAAUGAAGAUGACCCACAACAGUCCAUUGUCAAGCUUUGGAUGGAAUUCGAGAAUGACUCCAUUGGGAAGACCCUUCGAAUAAAAUCGAGACCAGCUGUUUACGCUAAACCUGGCAUACUUCAACCUGAAUGGACUCCGAUCAGCAAGCGGACAGCAAAUGUCACUCUAAGCUCUAACGUCAAAUGCAAACGAAUCCAAUUUCCUGUGGUGAGUGCAAGUGCCCUUACCGUACACAAGUCUCAAGGUGGCACAUUUUCGGAGAUUGUGUACGAGUACGAAAAGGGACAAGAACAACAGUUAGUGUAUGUUGGGCUAUCCAGGGUAACAGCACUUGAGGGACUCUACCUAACCAAUGCCAAAGGAUUGUUCAAAUUUCACCACGCGAAGGGAACCACGUCACCAAGGAUCCAGGAACUACGGACGGAGCUUCAACGUUUGUCCAAUCACCGGUUGCGUACCAUCGGACAAGAGAUUAUCGAAAUGAUAGAGACCCGCAGCUCUGCGUGCAAGAUGAUGAGUAUAAAUGUGCAAAGUCUCCAUGCGCACUCAUCAGACGUCUCCUCCGAUCAUGUCAUAACCCGGGUGGACUUGCUGGCGUUGAGUGAAACGUGGCUGAACGAUGAUGCAUCAGUUGAAAUAUCAGGGUUCACGUGCAUCAAUAAAUCGAAGCGAGCUAGUGCAAGAGCUGGUGGCGUUGCGAUUUACAAAAAUAAUGUUGGGUUUGUUAACGCUAUUCCGCAUACCAUCGAUAAGCUUAACGAAAGUUAUGAUGCCCUACUUCAAGUAGCCGAUGAACAUGGCGACGUUUGUGCUGCUGAAAUCACCAUUAAUAACACCAGUGCGCUGCUUUUUUGUGUGUACAUUUCACCAGGUACCACCGUUAAACAGAAAAAAUACAUCAUGACGCGUCACCUGAUGAUGUAUUCAAAAUCAACCAUGCCCCUCGUUGUCACCGGGGAUUUCAACAUUGAUGUUUCGAAGCAGGAGAAUGUCGAAUUUAUCGAUUUCAUGUUGAAAUACCUGCAUUUGACUUUAGCGUCUGAUCCCUCCCUCGCAACUACCAACGGAGGUUCUUGCAUCGAUCUGACGUUCACCAGGAAUGUGCGAGCGGAAUUUUGCAAUGUAACAGCACCAUCAGCAUCAUCAUCCACACAGCAUCUUAAUCAUCAACAGUAUCCACCGAGAGCGUUGGUUCUGCCCGGUUGUGUCGAUACCGGAGAAGCAAGACCAAGUGCAAUACAAACUCUGAUCACAUUGGGUUCGAAUCAGGGAUGGAGGUACGUGCUUAUUGAAACAAGGCCGAAUCAUAUCCACGCCACGGCCACUAUUUGGCAUCCGAAGAAGUUCUACCCUGGGCCGCAGUACAUCAUCACCGAGUUCAUUUCUGGAACGUUUCCAACAUUUGGAACUGUGAAAGUGUUGAGCAAUUUCACUCUGAAAAAUGAAUGCCAGGGUGUGAGUCGGGGCGCGCCUGGAAGAGUGGGAAUGUUCUCACACAAGAAGGACAAAUGA